CGCCGUUUUUGACCCGUCUACUAUUCAUGAGCCAGUUAAUAUGCGAAAGAUUAUGGGUAACCCAACCGAUGGUGCUGUGCUUCAGUUCGCAGAAGCGGCCCGGCCGGGGUCCAUCAAAAGCCUCAACGAUAAAUACCAGCGUGUGUUCAGCAUUCCUUUCAACUCCAAGAACAAAUGGGUGCUCACGUUGUACAAGACUCCUGAUACCGAGAAGAUUGAUGGAAGCUACUGGCUCUUGAUGAAAGGCGCAUCGGAUAUUCUCUUGCCGCACUGCAGCUCCUAUUGGUCUUGCACUAAGAACAGCAUUCAACCUCUAGAUAUCGAAGUCAGGAAGAUGCUUUCGGAGAUCCAGGAAAACAUGUCACGGAACGCUCAGCGAGUCAUCAUCUUGUGUGAACGUCAAUAUACUCCUACCCAGCAAUUCGGAACCAACGCCUUCAGUGACAAGAUCCAGAGUCAAGGCGUAGCCGAUCUCACCCUCAUUGGAUUGUUCGGAAUUAUCGAUCCUCCUCGGAAAGAAGCAGCAGCCACAGUCGCUUCCUGCCGGCGUGCGGGAGCCAAAUUCUUCAUGGUGACUGGAAACGCAGCACCAGACACAUUUGAAACCAUUGUGCAGCGGCGCGAGUGCACUACCAGUCGAUCGUCAACGGGCACGGAUUCGUCGAGUUUCUCGCAGACAAGCUUGCUUCUUGAAGGGCCAUCGAUUUCACAACUGACUGAUGAGGACUGGGACUUUGUUUGUGGAUACCAAGAAAUUGUGUUUGGUCGAACCAUGCCCGACCAGAAACUUCGGAUCGUCAAUGAGCUUCGUGCACGCGAUUAUGUGGUCGCGGUCACUGGUGACGGUGUGAAUGAUGCGCCUGCUCUCAGGGCUGCGGAUGUCGGUGUGGCAGUCGUCACUGGUAGUGAUGUCACCCUGGAAGCCGCAGAUUUGAUCUUGAUGGAUAAAUUCGACUCUAUCAUCGACGCCAUUCAUCUUGGACGACUAGUGUUCCAGAAUCUGCAAAAAGUCAUUAGCUACCUCCUGCCUGCAGGCUCAUGGUCAGAGAUUUGGCCUGUCCUUCUCAAUGUUUUCUUUGGUGUUCCUCUCCCGCUCUCCUCAUUCUUGAUGAUUAUUAUCUGUGUUUUCACCGAUCUCUUCUGUUCUCUGUCACUCAUUAUGGAGCAAGAGGAGUUUGAACUGCUUGACUUGCCCCCGCGAAACCACAAGAAGGAUCAUUUGAUCAACCUUAAGGUCUAUAUUCAGAGCUAUCUGUUCAUGGGAGUUAUGCAGACUGUCUGUGCACACUCCAUGUUCUUCUUCUACUACUGGCGACAUGCUGGAAUCCCAGCAAGCGCAUUGUUCUUCGCAUUCGAAAAGUACUCCGACGGCUUCUAUGGCUACACCGAGGAUGAGCUCACUCAGUUCAACGUUGUCGGUCAAAGUGUGUACUUCGUCUGUCUGGUCAUUCUUCAAUGGGGAAAUAUCCUCAGUGUGAGAAAUAAGCGACUCACAAUCUUACAGGCCGACCCGAUUCGCAAGAAGCGUCGCAAUCCCUGGCUUCUAGCCAGUAUGGUGAUCAGUCUUUCGAUCGCCAUCUUUGUAACAGAAGAGCCGGGCAUUCAGCGGAUCUUUGAAACUGGUUCAGUGCCAUUGGAGUUUUGGUUCUUGCCAAUUCCCCUUGCAUUCGGCGUGCUUUUCGCAGAUGAGCUUCGCAAACUUGCCGUCCGGGUUUGGCCAAAGGGACCCAUUGCUCGGUUGGCUUGGUGA
Molecule: messenger RNA, 1750 nt
Organism: Penicillium brasilianum
Lineage: Eukaryota; Fungi; Ascomycota; Eurotiomycetes; Eurotiales; Aspergillaceae
Source: the annotation of a GenBank genome assembly